AUGUUCCCCCAUGACACGACCGAUGCUUCCAACUCGCCGGCUCCCGCACUACCCGAUGUUAGCCAUUCAGCUUCGCCCAGCAGUGCAGCCUCUCCACCGCCCGAAUGUUCGCCCGGCCUCUCGCCUCGGACAUGCUCUCUCGACAACGAUGUCGCCUCGUCGCAUCAACCUUCUCUCGAACAUUCCACGCCACCACCACGAUCGCCGGCCGUUCAGCAUAUGUGCACCGGCACAGAAUCGUCUCCAACGACUAUUCCCCCUCGCAGCGCUACGCACCUGCCAUCGCCCACCCUGCCGGUAGCUGUGCUGAACAUGAGCGAGAUCCAAGCGCGCGCAGAAGCGCUCGAGAUGCAGACGCGCAGGGACAUAGAAGCGACACAACGCUUGGCGGAGCAGCAUUUCGAGGAGGUGAGGCCGGACGCGCGUGCAAUUCGUGCCACGCAUGCGUGCGACCUCUGUCGGCAGCGGAAGGCGAAGUCUUCCUCUCUGCCCGUGGCGCAAUAUGGAGAGGAGGGCAGGUUGGGACCGACGCGCACAGCGCCGAGGAGCCACGAGUCGCGGUAUGCCAGCAUGUCGAUCCCCUACGGUCUGCGCAGGAAUCCUGCACCAUGCACGACACUGGGGUUCGACGCCGCCGCGACAUGGGAAGCCACAGCGAGCACAGUGGUACAGCCAGCUCGCGAUGGAGGAGAUUCGUCAGCCUGGAUCGCGCCUCCCCCGUCGCAGCAGGGGACACAGCUAAUCAGACCAACACCUAUUCGGGUGGGUGCCACCUUCUACCAGGAGGCGCAUCGCAGGAGGUCAAACACCGAAGAAGUCGAGGAGAGCUUCCACGACCAACUCCGGGGAGACACGCCUCCAGCCAGCCGCUCGGUCUCUGCCAGCGAGCGGUUCACUGUCAUGCCUCACUUAGCACGGCACAACAUCCCCGCCCUACCGAGACCUCUCCAAGAAGCAUACGGCGCAGUUGGAGUUUCUGUUUCCUCCGCACUCAGCUCUGCCUGGACUGAAAACAUCCCACUGCUGCCCACAGUAACAUCAUCGACUCAGAGGGCAAUCUUGCACCCGCGACCACUACCGACCUUGCUGGACCAACAAUAUGCCGAAGACGCAAUGAGCACCCUGAGGCGCACUGAGAGGCAGCCCAGUUGGUCGAUUGAUUGCAUUAUGUCUGAGGACGCUGUGUCGAUGGAGUUCAGCUACGAAUCAAGGAGCGAGCCGGUGGAAGAGCAGCGAAACAGGACAGUGGGGGGUUGGGUUUCGCCAGUGAUGCUGCAACGCAGUAGAAGUUUGGGCGACUCCUGGGGCGAGUCUACGUCUAGCGGCCACGACGCGCCUGAGGGAGACGGUCAGCAGCUCUAA
Molecule: messenger RNA, 1362 nt
Organism: Sporisorium graminicola
Lineage: Eukaryota; Fungi; Basidiomycota; Ustilaginomycetes; Ustilaginales; Ustilaginaceae
Exons: 2
Coding region: 1-1362 (453 amino acids)
Source: RefSeq, a predicted model, not a curated record